This is a messenger RNA of Coprinopsis cinerea okayama7#130, 1512 nucleotides long. RefSeq lists its product as hypothetical. Lineage: Eukaryota; Fungi; Basidiomycota; Agaricomycetes; Agaricales; Psathyrellaceae. Bases 1 to 1512 code for a protein of 503 amino acids. The transcript has 6 exons. The record is from RefSeq and is a predicted model, not a curated record.
AUGGACUCGGACUCGGAGGCCAACAACUUGCUGACUGGGGCCACCAACAACGUUAACCGAAAACGCCAGGGUCUGGGCUUGGUGCUCCAUCCCUUCUUUACUAUCGCUUGCAUCUCUGUGGCCGUAUUUUCCGUCGCUGGUAUCAUCUCCUCCGGGCUCUGGUCCCAGGGGCUCUCCCAGAAGCCACUCUCCGAUGUCGAACCAUCUUUCCUCCCAGAAAGCUCUGAGCAACUUCCUGGAGUUGCCAUUGACCCACUUGAUCCUUCUCGUUUUAUCCGGGGGCCUCCAACCUCAAGGUUUAGAGAUAACUUGCUGGCUGACAAAAAGUACAUCACCUCCUGGAUAUCUGCUGGAUGGACAAACGAUGUCAUGACAUAUAUAAACCUCAUCUAUCUCGGCAUAAUAACGGAACGGAUACCUAUAAUCCCACCCUUCACACCGUCACACAUUGGCGGGUUGGACACUGUCCGGCCAAUCGUCUUAAGUGAGGUCUUUGAUGUCCAAAGACUUCGAACCGCGAUCCGAACCCCCAUCCUUGAAUGGCAUGAAGUCAAGAACCCCAACAGCACGGAGCUCGAAGAACUCGGCUGCUGGAACACCUGGGAAGCAGUUCAAGAACGGGAACGAUUUCCUCGAAGGAGUCCCAUCCCUAAUCUUCUCUCACUUGGUAUCCGGUCCCGUCCCCCGUUUAAUUAUACUCGCCCUACAAUUCUGACAUCGCUCUCCACAGAUAUCUCCUACACGCUCGCCCCAAGCUGGAUCAAGCUGAUCCCGAAUUACAUCCACGAUCUGCACGUCACCUUCUGGUCUCUUGCAGCACUGGCAUUCCCGGAACAUCGUAAAGAGAAUUUGGGGAAUCCACGAGAAUCCGAGAUUAACAAGGUUCGGCUACCGCCAGACGAGCAAUUGCUCUGUUAUGACUAUCUGUAUUACGUCUGUGCCCACCAGCCGUUCGAAUACGACUUUGACUUCAGCCCAGCUUGGCGAUUCGUUGGCCAACAUCUUCACUGGUCUUCAAAGGUUCAAGACUUGAUAGACCAAUACGUGAGGCGAACUAUCGGAGUACCCGAGGGCGAGAAGACUCCGGCAUGGAUAACCAUCCAUAUCCGACAUGGAGACUUCAAAAACUGGUGCAAUGACGUACCUCUAGACGAAUGCUUCGCGCCACUAGAUGUAGUGGAAAGACGCGUGGAAGAGGUGAAGAAGGAGCUCUUUGAUAGGAAGGGUAUCGUCGUUGAGCAUGUCAUCAUGACGAGUGACGAACGGGAUGAGACGUGGUGGAAAGACGUCCGAUCUAGAGGGUGGCUCGAGGUGGACCAUUCUGAUACAGUUGAACGAUAUGGGACGUGGUACCCAGUGCUUAUCGACGCAGGAAUCCAGUCGUCUGGAAUGGGCUUCGUAGGAACCGACCGAUCUACCAUGUCCAUUCUCGCCAGAAGAAGGGUGCAGUCAUGGCAAGAUGGAUCCGUCAGGACAGUGAAGUGGGGGAAAGUUGGUGCCGACGAUCAUUAA